Messenger RNA from Sordaria macrospora k-hell, 864 nucleotides. RefSeq lists its product as uncharacterized. Gene Ontology annotation, molecular function: protein kinase regulator activity. The record is from RefSeq and is a predicted model, not a curated record. Lineage: Eukaryota; Fungi; Ascomycota; Sordariomycetes; Sordariales; Sordariaceae. Gene Ontology annotation, cellular component: UTP-C complex; protein kinase CK2 complex; cytoplasm. Gene Ontology annotation, biological process: regulation of transcription by RNA polymerase III.
AUGGAUGACUUUGUGAGCGAGUCUGAGAGUGACUAUGCCAGCUAUUGGCGCGACUGGUUCAUCUCCUCGCGAGGCAAUGAAUACUUUUGCGAAAUCGACGAGGACUACAUCACCGAUCGGUUCAACUUGACCGGGCUCAACACCGAGGUCCAGUACUACCAAUACGCCCUCGACCUCAUCACGGAUGUCUUCGACCUUGACUGCGACGAUGACAUGCGGGAAACAAUAGAGAAGUCUGCUAGGCACCUGUACGGUCUCGUCCAUGCUCGAUACAUUGUCACAACCCGGGGUCUUCAGAAGAUGUUCGAAAAGUACAAGAAAGCCGACUUCGGCAAGUGCCCGCGCGUUAUGUGUUCCUCGCACCCGCUCCUGCCCAUGGGCCUCUCAGACGUGCCCAACUCCAAGCCCGUCAAGCUCUACUGCGCGCGGUGCGAGGACAUCUACAACCCCAAGUCGUCGCGCCACGCCGCCAUCGACGGCGCCUACUUUGGCACCUCGUUCCACAACAUCUUCUUCCAGGUGUACCCUACUUUGGUACCCGGAAAGAGCGUGGAGCGCUACAUCCCGCGCUGUUACGGCUUCAAGGUGCACGCCGCCGCCGCCCUGGUGCGCUGGCAGAACGGCCAGCGGGACGAGAUGCGCAGGCGGCUGAGGAAGCUCGAGGUCGAGAGCGGGUUUAAGGACGCCGAGGACGAGGCUGAGCUUGAUGAUGAGGAGGAAGACGAGGAAGAGGAGGAGCUGGUCGCUAUGGAAGAGGUUGAGGGAGGAGCCCAACAGCAACAUGCGGCCGCGGCAGCGGCAGGUGCGCUAGGUGCAGGUGCGGCGACAGGAGGCGUUGCUGCCGGUGGUGAAGGUGUCCAUUAG